AUGGAGCCAGAAAAUCUAACACGGGUUGCAGAAUUCCUCCUCCUGGGACUUUCAGAGGACCCAGAGCUGCAGCCUGUCCUCUUUGGCCUGCUACUGUCCAUGUACCUGGUGACAGUGCUUGGGAACCUGCUCAUCAUCCUGGCCGUCAGCUCUGACUCCCACCUCCACACCCCCAUGUACUUCUUCCUCUCCAACCUGGCCCUCACUGACAUCUGUAGUACCUCUACCUUAGUCCCUAAGAUGCUGCUGAACAUCCAGACAGAAAGCAAAGCCAUCUCCUAUGCAGGCUGCCUCACUCAGGCAUAUUUUUUCAUGGUUUUUCUAUGCAUGGACAACUUACUGCUGACCGUGAUGGCCUAUGAUCGCUACGUGGCCAUCUGCCACCCCUUGCAUUACAUGGUCAUCAUGAACCCCCGCCUCUGUGUCCUGUUGGUCCUGAUCUGUCUGCUCGUCAGCACUGUGGAUGCCCUGGUGCACGCUCUAAUGUUGCUGCGUCUGUCUUUCUGCAAACACCUGGAGAUCCCCCACUUCUUCUGUGAUCUGACUCAGAUCCUCAAGGUGGCCUGUUCCGACACCUUCAUCAAUAAUGUCCUGAUAUAUCUUGCAGCUUGCAUAUUUGGUGGUGUUCCUCUGUCUGGAGUCAUUUUCUCUUAUACUCAUAUUGUAAUCUCUGUCUUAAAGCUUCCGUCAUCAGAAGGGAAGUAUAAAGCCUUUUCCACCUGUGGGUCUCACCUGUCUGUUGUCUCCUUGUUCUAUGGGACAGGUUUUGGGGUGUACAUUAGCUCUUUAGUUACUAGCUCCCCCAGGAAGACUGCAGUGGCUUCUGUGAUGUACACUGUGGUCCCUCCAAUGCUGAACCCCUUUAUCUACAGCCUGAGGAACAGGGACAUGAAGGAGGCCUUGAGGAAACUCAUUGUUAGAGCAGCUUCCCUUCAUUGA
Messenger RNA from Ictidomys tridecemlineatus (thirteen-lined ground squirrel), 939 nucleotides. Its product is annotated as olfactory receptor 7G2. The record is from RefSeq and is a predicted model, not a curated record. Gene Ontology annotation, cellular component: membrane. Gene Ontology annotation, biological process: G protein-coupled receptor signaling pathway. Lineage: Eukaryota; Metazoa; Chordata; Mammalia; Rodentia; Sciuridae. Gene Ontology annotation, molecular function: G protein-coupled receptor activity; olfactory receptor activity.